Striga hermonthica is the source of this 888-nucleotide messenger RNA. The record is from the annotation of a GenBank genome assembly. Lineage: Eukaryota; Viridiplantae; Streptophyta; Magnoliopsida; Lamiales; Orobanchaceae.
AUGGAAACCAACGGCUGUUUAAAUUCAGGCGCAUCAUCAGUUUCUACUUCAUGCACGGACCUUUACACACCCGUAAAAUUCCGGCUAUCUGGGCAAGGCCUAGUUUUUAUCAAAAAGCAAAAACCCCUUCACAGGUUUCCUGCUGUAGCUUCUCAACAAGGAAAAACCAUCCCGGCUGCUCACGAGGAGAAAGAAGAGCCGGCGGUCCUUCUUGAGGAGAAGGACAAGCCGGAAGUUGUUCUUAAGAAGAAAGAAGAAAAGGAAGGGCAAGAGUCGCAGGGGAAUUCGAACCGUGUCGCGACUGAGAAUGGAGAUGGCCGUGUGAAGCCGCCUCCUGAGGGAGCUAAGGUUUACAUUGGGAAUUUGCCGUACGAUGUCAAUGGCGAGGAAUUGGGUCGGCUUUUUGAGCGGGCUGGUGCGGUUAGAUUUGCUGAGGUUAAAUACAAUAAGGAGACUGAUGAGAGUCGAGGGUUUGGGUUUGUAACAAUGGGCACAGAGGAAGAGGCUGAUAGGGCUGUGGAGAUGUUCCGUGGUUAUGAUGUGAAUGGCCGACACUUAGCAGUUAACAAAGCUGCUCCAAGAGGAUCGCAAAUCGAACGGCCUGCUCGAGUGCUUGAAACGUCCUACAGAUUGUUUGUUGGCAACCUCCCAUGGAGUGUGGAUGACACGCGCCUCGAGCAGAUUUUUAGCAAGCAUGGCAAAGUUUUGAGUACUCAAGUGGUGACCAAUCCUGAGACUGGUGAUUCAAGAGGAUUUGGCUUUGUGGUCAUGUCGAGUGAGGUUGAGAUGAAGCAGGCCAUCAAAAAAGUUGAUGGGAUGAGUUUUAAUGGGAGGGAAAUGAGAGUAAAUGCUGCUGAAGGCAAACGAAGACAAAAUGGCAGUUCUUGA